AUGAGUGCCCCAUUAGUUCCCAACAAGUCAUGUUACAAUUUAUUACAGACCAACAGAAAUGAGAUGAAAAAUAACAAUGAACACAUGGUGUCUGUAGGAGACACAAAUGCCAAUCAAAUCACAUCAGAUGUCAGAACCCCUGGAAUCACAAUAAGGACAAACAAUAUUUCAGGAGAAACUGGUCGCUUACACACCGGUAAGCAAGAAACUAUCGGACAGUUAGAUUCGGACAGGAACAACUUUCAGGGCCCCACUGGUGAAUCAGAGUUUAUUCUGCCUUCUACCAUCAGCAAGAAAUUGCAUGCAGAUUGUAGGCCUGAUGGGCUUAAGGACACUUCAAAGCUAGUCACCAUUAGCCGGGGACACAGCUUGUCCAAUCUGAGGAUCAACACAAGUGAUAACUUUUCAGUGGUACUUUCAAAAAGUGAUGCUGAUCUUAUUCAGCAUAUGUCAAAGGAAAAAACACUUAGAAGGAUUGAGCCAGAAGGAAUAAAACGCCUUUCUUUGGGGAGAUCAAGAAAACUUAUGGCUAAAGCAGAAACUUUUGAGAAAGAAUUUGUUGGUCGUGUAUCAGGUAAACGCUUGCUCUCUGUAUCUUUAGAUUCCAUCAACACUUCACAUCAUUUGAGUGGGGACAUGGAAAAAUCUCAGAAGACAUCAGCAGACCAUUUUUUAGGUAGGGUGUUCCAUCCAACUGAUAGCGUCUCAGAGGGAAACAUUGUACAAUAUUCCAAAUGUUCAUCUACCUCAGAAAUGGAUAAAGCAAAUGGCCCAGCCAUACAAUCAGAUGUGGAUAAAGUACCAAAUAUCAACAAACAAGGCACUCCACAUCCUGCUGUUGUUGACCUCCAUUUAACUGUUAAAUCCAAUGAAACUUGGAAAUCAGAAGCACAAAUUGACCAUCAGAGUGAUAAGAGAGGAAAAGGGGAGGUGAAAUGUCCUCUGUCUUCACAGUCUAAGCGUGCGUGUGAGCAAAAAAUAAACAAGAUUAUGUUAUUUGAAUUUCUUGGAUGUCCGGCAGAAGAAAAUAACGUGGUACAGAAUCAAAAGGUUGUGGGGUCUGAAGUACACAAGACAAAAUUACAUCAGUUGCCAAAAGAAGAUCCAUUUUUAAAUGAGGGAUCUGAUUCUAUCAAUGAAAGUCUGAUAAGUGAUUAUGGGUCUCCAGAUUUAGGAAAAGGAAAUAAUCAUAGUAACAGCAAGGCAAAAAGCAAAGUGAAUGAGGAAUAUAGAGCUGUAAAAGGGGUAGAUUCUGUUUUGGCUCUUGCUGAUGAUGCUGUACAUGUUGGUAAACUGACACCAACAAGGAAUGAAAACCUAUAUAUUACUAACACAAGCUGUAUUCCAGUGGUUAAUGGGCAUAUGUCUUUUAUGCAUAGUGUGAAUGUGACAGACAGCAGAUAUCUGAAUAACUGUGAAAAUAAACAGAUUCUAGUCAAAGAACCUAGUGAAGAUGUUGUCAUUGUCCAUUCCGAUUUGGAAGAUCCAAACCCACAAAAUACAGAAAAUAUCUCGGACAAUCGUUUAAGCAUCCAGGACAGUGAUUCAGAAAUCACAAGUUCCUCAGUUCAGAACAAAAAGACGAUUAACAAAAAGAAAGAUCAUUCAAAUGAUGUACUGGAGAGCUAUAAAAUAAUAGCACAAAAUGAUACCUUUUUAUGUCCCCCAACUCCUUUGCGCCCUGUGACUGCCAGUAGCCACAGCACACUGUCAAGCAGCAGUUUAAAGGAACUUUAUGCACUUCAUGUUGACAAGCUGCCAUCUUCUGCAACCCUCCCUCCCACUGACAGCACUCAGUUGUUUAGCCUAUCCCCUAAAGUGCCUAAUAAAACUACCUGUAACAGUGGGAUCCCCAAGCCCAUCCUUAUACAUUCCAAGGGGCCCCAAGCAGCCAACUAUAAUAGUGAGAACGAGUAUAUGGAAAAGCCUGAAGAUAAGCCUGAGACAAAUCCAUACAUCGCCAAGCCCAAACACGUGAGACCUAAAAUAAUAACUUACAUUAGGAGGAACCCUCAGACGAUCAGCCAGCUUGACCAUUCUUUCCCCCCACCUGCACUGUCUUGCAUGCCCCCUGCUUGUGGGUUGCCAGUGGCAACUGAACAGAAAACGUUAAAUGAUGGGGAUAUUAAACCAGGCAAUGUUCUCUAUGAAAAAUUUAAAACUGACUUUCAGAAGCCUCAAAUUUAUAGUUCUGGACUUGUAGUAUCUGGCAUUAAAUCCUCGGACCACCAUUUUGGUCAAAUGGGUGAAAAGUUUCUCCAGGAGGUUGGAGAACGGCCUGCCAAAGACGAUUUUUGUCCUCCACCAUAUGCUCACUAUGAGGUGCCUCCAAGCUUUUAUCGCUCAACAAUGAUUCUCAAACCCCAGUUAGGACUUGGUGCUGUUUCCAGGUUGCCAUCUGCAAAAAGCAGGAUUUUGAUUUCCAGUCAAAGAUCUUCAGCCAGCUGCAUCCAUCCUCAAGCACCAAUACCCAGUUCAACGAUAUUCCAUCCUGAUACUUCAGUUGAUAUUAAAAAAGGCCCAAGUCCAAAUGCUACAAAAUCUAAUCUUCCAAAACCAUGCCAGUCCGGACUCCGCCCUCCUGGUUAUUCACGGUUGCCAGCUGCUAAACUCGCCACUUUUGGUUUUGUCAGGAGCUCCAGUGUCUCCUCAAUCUCAAGCAAAUCAAACGACAGAGUCCAGAGUGAUCAAAGCAAGACAGCCAACCACAGCAGAGAAAAAAUUCAACCAAUGAAAUGUUCAAGCCUUGGAAAUGAAGAGCAAAUCAUUCUUAAGGCAGCUGAACCAUCUAAAGAAGCACUUAAGGGGGCUAGUAGAAAUUCACUGCAGGCAUCAAAUAGCACACCAGUUGCCCGCAGGAGUUUACUUCCAGCACCGAAGACAGGCACCACACCAGCUGGGUCAAAAAAAGAAGGACAGAAAGAUCAAGAGGCCAGCAGACCUACCAUUUCAUCCCCCAAGAGACUGGUAGUAUCCGCUACCAAGCUCCAUUCACCAGGACAUCCCAAGCAAAGGACAUCUGUUCCAAGAAAUGGAUUUUCUGCAAAACCAGAUUUACAGACACGAGAGCCUGAACGGCAAUUCAUCCAGCAAAUGAAGGAUAGGUGUGAUGAGCUAGCCAGAAAACUCAAUUGUGUCCAAGAAGAACUUAAGAGAACCAGAUGUGGCUUUGAUGUCUUUGUUAUAACAACCAAGUAUUUCUUUCAGAAGAAUGAAAGUGCCUUUGUGAAAGAAAAGGAGCUCUCAGCUGAGCUUGCAAAUGUCAAGGAUGAAGUUGCCCUCAGUACAGGGAGAUACGAGACACUACAAAAAGAGAAGGAGGAGAUGGAAAAGAAGUUUGAGGGAACUGUGCAGAAAUUGAGUUGGCAACAUGAGGAAGACCUCCAGGCACUUGAAGAACGCUUGCAGUUACAGUACAAUGCUGAAAUAGAGCGUUUGCAAGAGAAUCAUCAGGUCCAGCUUGACAGAAUCAAGAGUCAGCAUCAAGAACAGGUGGAAGACAUUGCAGCAACUCAGGAAGUGACAGUAUUAGAGAUGGAAAAUAGCCAUGCAAUUGCCAUUGCAGAACUUCAAGAUGAAUAUGAGUGCAAAGUUCAAGAAAUGAAGUCUGUUCAUGAGCAGGAAAAAAGAGAACUUGAAGAAAAUUUUGAAAAGUUGCGCUUGUCACUCCAGGACCAGGUAGAUACUCUCACUUUUCAAAGCCAGUCUCUAAAGGACAAGGCAAAACGAUUUGAAGAGGCAUUGAAGAAAAACACUGAAGAACAACUAGAGGUUGCACUGGCUCCAUAUCAGCAUUUAGAAGAAGAUAUGAGGAGCCUAAAGCAGGUUCUGGAGAUGAAGAAUUUACUCAUUCAUCAACAAGAAAAGAGGAUCAUGGAGCUAGAAAAGCUGGCAGAAAAGAACUUAAUUCUGGAAGAAAAAAUCCAAGUACUUCAACAACAAAAUGAAGACCUCAAAGUCAGGAUUGAUCAGAACACUAUGGUGACAAGACAGUUAUCUGAAGAAAAUGCUAAUCUCCAAGAAUAUGUUGAGAAGGAAACCAAGGAAAAAAAGAGGCUGAGCAGGACAAAUGAAGAGCUGCUGUGGAAACUGCAGACAUCAGAACCCAUGAGCCCUGUUAAGCUAUCUCCAACAUCUCCCACACACAUUUAUCGCUCUUCAUCGGGACCCCCAACUCCAGCUAAAGUCUGCACAGUACCAAGAUGACCGACCGGUGCAGCUAUUUAAGUAGACUUGGCCCAGUUUAUGGAGAAUUGCAGUCCAAGCAAGUUGUUAUGAACUGAAGUGAAAGCAUAUCCU
Candoia aspera is the source of this 4299-nucleotide messenger RNA. RefSeq names its product microtubule associated scaffold protein 2 (gene MTUS2). NCBI's taxonomy places the organism in Eukaryota, Metazoa, Chordata, Lepidosauria, Squamata, Candoiidae. The transcript is spliced from 15 exons. The record is from RefSeq and is a predicted model, not a curated record. Gene Ontology annotation, molecular function: microtubule binding. The coding region runs from base 1 to 4206 and encodes 1401 amino acids. Gene Ontology annotation, cellular component: nucleus; cytoplasm.